GCCGCAGCGGUCACGUGGCCCGCUCGACGCGCUCGGCGCUCGCGGGAGUUGGUGACGAUCGGCGCUCGGUUCCCCCGGCGGGCGGUGUGUGAGCGGAGGGACCCCCGGCCCGGCCGUGCCCCCCGCCGGCGCCAUGUCCACCGCCAUGAACUUCAGCAGUAAGAGCUUCAAACCGCGGCCGCCGGACAAGGGCGCCUUCCCGCUGGAUCACUUCGGGGAGUGCAGCGCCUUCAAGGAGCGGUUCAUGCAGUGUCUCCGCGACAGCGGCUACGAGAGCAGCGCCUGCCGGCAGCGCGCCAUGGCCUACCUGGAGUGCCGCAUGGAGAGGCAAGUGGGACCCCGGCGGCGGGGGGCUGAGGGGCGGCCGGGUGGCCCCCGGGGCGGGGAAGUGGCGGGGCUCCCUCUGCGGGGAGGGGAAGGGACCCGCGGUGGAGGCGUUCGUGCAGGAGGCUUGUGUCCGUGUGAGAAGCAGGCGUCGUUUGUGGCAUCAGCAGUUCCCUUUGGCUUACUUUUUUGGUGUGGUGUAGAUAUCCGGCCCGAAGGGUGGAAUAACUGCGGGACACGGCCAGCUUCCACUCUGCGCGACCAUCUUUCUCAGUGUCAAGAUUUUAGAUUUUUUUUUUUCCUGGCUAUGGUUACAAGUUAAACGAUUAACUUGUGCCUAGGUUCAACUGAAAAAAGUGUUGGUGGUUGGUUUCCCAGGAAUGUUUCCAUUCUUGCACAGGGAUUGCUUUGCAACGGUUCCUGUUCAGUGGUGAGCUGGGGAGCUCAUUGGGAAAUGCCUGAAGAGCGUUAUUAAGUGCACUUAAAUAAAAGGACGCCUGCAUACACGGCAUGGGCUGGUGGUGAGGAAGGCUGCAAAUCAAAACCAGUUUGAAAAUCAUUACAGCAAAGUAUAGUGGCACCACGAAUGCUGUUCUAAACCACAUUCACUUAAAAAUCUGGUGAAUGGCACAAGUAGAAUUUUAGGAAGCUCUUAUGCAGUCUGCUAAUAAAGGAUAACCAAGAGCCAGGUCAGUUUCUGAGGAAACUUAUUCAGUAUCUAAUAUCAGGAAACAACACAUUUAAUUGGAAAACUGCUGUUAAGAAGAAAAAAAAAGUAUCCCUGAAUGUUGCUUUCCCAAAACUGACGUUUCAGAGGCUUUGCCAAGCGGCACUCACCCUGCACGGACGUCUUGGAUUUCUUUAGAGUAAAUAAUACUAAAUGAAGUAGAAAAUACUGCUGUUCUCUUGGUUAUAGACUGUGUUCUGCAUAAUGUUUUUGUGUCGUUUUUAACUUAGGCAACUUAUGGCUAAUGAACCACUGGAAAAAUUGGGAUUUAAAGACCUGAUAGAUGAGAAAUCAGAAGCAAAACCUGAAAAGUUGUAAUGAAGAAAGACAACUUCACCCCUCAUGUAUGGAAAGCAUAACUCAUGUAGUACAUAUUGUACGUUCUGUCCAUAUUGCAAUAGGAGCUGUUUCCUGAAGGAACCUUUUUUCAAAGUUUAAUUUUCCUAAAAUAAGAUUAUAUUUUUAAAAUGAGCUAAAGUACUGCCUUUAUCUAGUUUCUGCAAGUAUUUCUUAACUUUUUUCUUUUAAUUUCUCUAGCCUGCUCUUAAAGAUCCAUAAGAACAUUUUGGCUGGGAGAAAACAAUUAUUGCCUGAAGUGUUCUCCAUGUCUCUGUAAGAACAGUGAAGUCUUAUUUUAAAAAGACAGAAAAACCCCACCUUUAUUGCAUAGAUUUUGAAGUAUAGAUUCAUCUUAUGUGGGCAUUACUAAUAUGCUUACAGCAGUUACUUGUCAGGUGGAAAUAAAGCUAUUGUGGUACUUGCAAAUUGUUUUUUAUUAAAUACUGGUAUUAAUCCCUAUCUUUGAGGUGAUCUCCUUCUCACCCUCCUGUAGAAAACACUUGGGUACCGUGGUACAGGUUUUUCAGUCUUUCAACAUUCAUCAUUGUUGGGAGAGUAUUUCUAGUUUCAGACACCAGUCAGGUAGUGAUUCUGCAUUCAUUUACCAUGCCAGCAGUGUUCACCUAACUUUAUUCCAUCAUUUAAUUGGGAGUCUUUCAUUGUGAAUAUAUUCAUUUCUCCAAGUAGAACUGCCACAUGCUUUUUUUUUUUUUAAUAUCUUUAUGGUGAAAUCAGUGUGGACGCAGAAAUGGUAUUUAUUUGUGUUCUAAGUAACUGUGAACUCUACAUAGAAAUGUGACUGGACAAUUUUAUUCUUUUAAAAACAAAUGUUUUAUGUUAAAAAACAGGGUAGAUCAAAAGUUAGCGAAGAAAUACAGUGUUUCACUCCAAAACACGUAGCUGCAGCACAUACAUUGAGAAGGUAAUGCAGCAGGCCAUACAGUAGGUGGGCAAUCAGGUCUGAGUGUGUUUUUAAGGUCCCUGACUGGUGUUUGUGUAACUUACCACGAAUUAUCAGAGCCAGUGGUAUUUCCCUCACCUAUACUAAUGCAAAUGAGUCUCUUGUAAUUAGCACUCAGUUCAAGCCAAAAUAAUUUGGCCUAUUAGCCCCUUAGAAAUAUGUUUUAAGGAGACAAUAAAUUUGUAAAUCCUCUGGAUGUAUUUUCUAUUUCCACUGUAUUUCCUGCCCUGUCCACUUUUUUAAACUUUUUUUCUUUUUUUUUUUCUUCUUUCUUUUAAACCCAGUGAGUCAUUCCUCUGUGUAUCUGGCUCUCAAACUGCAAGCUUUAGGGUCAGGGCCCGCAGAAGGUGAUACACACACUCUUUGCCAAGGCAGUUCUCCUACACUUUCUCCUUCAUUAGUGUCCUCUGAUAUAUCUCACCUUUCCUGCUGUCUGCUAUUAUUCCUUUUGCUUCAGCUUCUCUCUGCUGUGCAUCUGUUUGCUCACAGAUCCACGAAGGGGUAAAAGAACAUUUUCUGCUCUUCAUAUUGAUGGUUGGAGGUUGGAUUUAAAUUGUUGCUCGGGUCUAAUCUGAUUGAACGAACGGCAGAUAGUUCAGAGCGGGUCCCUGUUUGAAAAGAAUGUUCGCCUGCUGCUGUGGUUUUCUUUAUUCUACUUCAUUCUACUGUUUAAAUUAUAUCCUUUGGUGAGAUUAGUACAUUUAUAGAAGAGAAAGCAGAGAUUUUAUUGCUGAAAGAGAUAUUAAAAGACUUUAUAUUAAAC
Molecule: messenger RNA, 3114 nt
Organism: Grus americana (Whooping crane)
Lineage: Eukaryota; Metazoa; Chordata; Aves; Gruiformes; Gruidae
Product: cytochrome c oxidase assembly protein COX19
Exons: 2
Coding region: 134-646 (170 amino acids)
Biological process (GO): mitochondrial respiratory chain complex IV assembly
Cellular component (GO): mitochondrial intermembrane space
Source: RefSeq, a predicted model, not a curated record